GGGAGGGGUGUGCCGGGCGGCAUCGGGGAAGCUGCUCGGGUGCAGGGCCUGUGUCUAGCAUCCUCCUCCCGGGUGCGCCCCGCGAGUCGAGUCCCCCGCGCGCCCCGCUCUAAAGUAAACACGGCCGAGAGGACCGGUGCCGCCUGCUCUCUGUCCGGCUGCAGCCGGCCCGAGCCAUGGCGGAGGCGGUGCCGGUCUCCCCUGCGGGCGGCCGCGGCCUGCACCGGGGCAUCAUCCAGUGGCUGGUUGACAAUUUCUGCAUCUGCGAAGGGUUCAGCGUGCCUCGCUGUCUUAUGUAUGAGAUUUAUGUGGAGACCUGUGGGCAGAGCGCCCAGAACCAAGUCAAUCCAGCGACAUUUGGGAAGCUCGUGCGCCUGGUUUUUCCUGAUCUGGGCACCCGGAGGCUGGGCACCCGAGGAAGUGCCAGGUACCACUAUGAUGGCAUCUAUAUCAAGAAAAGUUCCUUUUUCUACUCUCAUUACUGCUACCUCCUGGGUAAAAAAAGCUGUCACAGUGGCAAUGCCGUCGCCUUUGGAAAACCUCCUGACUGUAACAGCGUUACCCAGCAGGACACUUGUGAAAAUCACUCACCAAUAAAGAUGGACCCGAUGGGCUCGACGGUGUCUCCGUUCCGAAGGUGCCCGUUCUGGGAGCAAGAGCUGGCAAACAAGUACUCCUGCAAGCUGGUGCUGUUUCUGGCGGAUGAGUACUGCAACUACUGCCGGGACAUUUUACAGAACGUGAGGAACCAGGAACUGGAGAAGGUGGAGGACCUGAUCACAGCCUUCUGGAAGUCUCUACAGCAGGACACCGUCAUGCUCAUGUCCCUGCCCGACGUGCGCCAGCUCUUUGGGUGCUACGACAUGCAGCUGUACAAGGGCCUGGAGGACAUGCUCCUUCCCGACUUCCUGGAGGAUGUCAGUAUCCAGUACCUGAAGUCUGUGCGGCUGUUCAGUAAGAGACUCAAACUGUGGCUUCUCAAUGCUCUGGAAGGCUUCCCGGCCAUCUUACAGCUCUCCAAACUCAAAGAAGUCACUGGAUUUGUCAAGAGGCUCAGGAGAAAGACAUACCUUUCCAACAUGGCAAAGACGAUGAAAAUGGUCCUGAAGAACAGCCGGAGAGUCGGCCUCUUGAAGUCGGACCUGCGCGCCAUCAUCAGCGAGGGCACUCUGGAUAUUUCCAAGAAGGUCCUGGCGGGGGACUCGGGCCGUGAAGAGGAGCUGGAAAGCCGCACAGAGAUGAAAUGCUUGGGCUGUUUGAUUUCUUUGCUGGAAACCUCAACAGACCUUGCUGAGCUCCUGAACUGUGUGUCUUCCAACCUCCAAGCACUUGUCUUCCAGCCAAGCAAGAGCAAAGAGGAGUUUAUGAAGCUGGCGGCCAGCUUCCAACUAAAAUGGAAUUUCCUUCUCACGGCUGUGAGCAAAGCCAUGACCCUGAGCCACCGAGACAGUUUUGGCGCCUGGCAUCUGUUCCACUUGCUACUGUUGGAGUAUGUGAUUCACAUCCUGGAGUCAUGCAUAGAAGAAGAGGAGGAAGAGGAGGACCUGGGGAGUCUCCAGGACUUGCUGUCGGAUGACCAGUUUCUCGCCCAGCCAGACCAGGCCCUUUUCCACCCUCUAGAUUCUUUGCCAACAUCGGAGUGUGCAAGCCGGAGUGUGGAGUCACCCCAGGUGACACUAAAACACAUGAGCCAGAGCUGUAGUCCCAUGGGGGCCGUGGGCAGCAUGGUUCUCCAGGUGCUGGGCUUCCUGGUGGACACCGCCACAGGAAAUAAGCUCAUCCAGGUGCUGCUAGAAGACAAGGCCACGGAAAGCGCGAUCAAACUCAGCCUUCCUGUGGGACAAGAGGCCCUCAUAACCCUGAGCAACGGCCAGAGAUUUGUGAUUCACAUAUCAGAUGUGCUCCAAAGCUCGGAAAAUACUUACUGCAGGGAAAGCAGCGCGAAUACGCCAGGUGGACUGUUGGAGUGAGGUCUGAGGAAACAGGCUUGAGUUCUUAAAAUAGGUAUUAAAUCCUAAAACUUUUGUAUUGAUCUGAGAUUUUAUGUAUAUAAUAGA
This is a messenger RNA of Meriones unguiculatus (Mongolian gerbil), 2057 nucleotides long. It is a transcript of the gene Rfx8, whose product is annotated as regulatory factor X8. Lineage: Eukaryota; Metazoa; Chordata; Mammalia; Rodentia; Muridae. The record is from RefSeq and is a predicted model, not a curated record. Gene Ontology annotation, biological process: regulation of transcription by RNA polymerase II. The coding region runs from base 177 to 1970 and encodes 597 amino acids. Gene Ontology annotation, molecular function: RNA polymerase II cis-regulatory region sequence-specific DNA binding; DNA-binding transcription factor activity, RNA polymerase II-specific. The transcript has 15 exons.